This is a messenger RNA of Trichobilharzia szidati, 1414 nucleotides long. The record is from the annotation of a GenBank genome assembly. NCBI's taxonomy places the organism in Eukaryota, Metazoa, Platyhelminthes, Trematoda, Strigeidida, Schistosomatidae.
AUGUCUAGCCGUCUGUUGACUGGUGGAGAAUGCCCACAAGGUGUUCUGGAUGUUGUUGAAGGCGCUAUUGGCUACCUUGCUUUGUCGGUUGGAUAUACAGCCAUUGAAUAUGCUGCACUGAGAGUGCUUUCAAAUCUUUUCUUCUCAUUUACUGAAGACUUAGCUGUUUCAUCACUUAUGAAUGCUGAAAGCACUGGAAGAACGUCAAUCCUUUUGAGCGAUAUCGUACUUGGAUUAAUAGAUUUGGGGUUUGAUGUUUCAGGCCUAAAUGAAAUCCCCCGUAAACGCAUGUACAGAGGAUGUAAAGAACCUGUUGCCAUUGGCGGUUCACAAAGGAAAGGUGUUUCAUGCUCUGCAGUAUUGGGUCCAGGUGGGACAACAAUUAUUCCUCGACCGUUGUCUUUACGUCUUAAUUGGUCGGGCAAUCCUCGUCUUGGGGCAAUGGGAUCUACAUGUACUUCUAAUUCAGGUGCUUCAGACCAACUGUCAUCUUCUUUACCACCUCCAGCUCCUGCACACCUACAGCUUCCUUCACUACCUGAACCACACACCUUUGUAACCACACGAGUUAGGCGUGCACCAAUAGCUCCCGACCCAGCUUCAUUACGCCGUCGUGUAGCUGAACAGCGUCGUAAAGUUCAACAGUCCUUGAUUCGAUUUCUGGGUCGUGUUCAGCCCGUUCAGUAUCUGUUUCCGGGUGAUGCAGAAUCAUUUAUGCUGAUAACUCCAAAAACUUCUCAUCGUCCGUACUUAUCAGCUUUACUCGCUGGUGCAUCAACAAGUAAGGAUGAACAAAAUUCUAAAUCAAACACCUUGACAAAGAGCGUCUCUAAUCAACCUGCUGUAGUGAAAAAUCGAUUUUUGCUAAAACCGAAAUUCCCUGAAUAUUGACCUACACUGGCUACCUUUAUUUCGCAUAUAUUUCCUUCCUUUUCGUUUCUAAGGAUUAUUCUUAAGAUUGUCAUUUAUUCAAGUCUGGACUUACUUUUUGUUAGAAAUUACUCCUUUAACUGUCCAGCACGAAUUUGUUCAGCAAUACUGGCUUGUUGUCUAGCAGCGACAUUUUUCUACACUGCUUUUUUGAUUCUUUCGUUUUCCUUUUGUUACUUACGUUUCUUCUUCCCCUAACUUACAACCAUUUCUAAGUCUUUGAUACGUUUACUGCUGGCUUCUUCAGUUUUGAUAAAUGACAUUAUAGAUCAGCAUUAUUAAAUACAAGCUGUCUGGUUACACUUAUUUAAAUUACCUAAACUAUUUAAAGAAAAGUUGAUUUUCCCCAUUUUGAACUGCGUCGGUGGCAUAGCGGUUAGGACGCUUGCCGACCAUGCACAUGGUCCGGGGAUCGAUCCCCGACCGACGCACUCCUUUACCUCGCUAAGCCGGAAAUAAUGCUGGUGAAGAGGAAUGGUUGGGC